Messenger RNA from Spodoptera frugiperda (fall armyworm), 534 nucleotides. RefSeq lists its product as uncharacterized. The transcript has 2 exons. Bases 64 to 519 code for a protein of 151 amino acids. The record is from RefSeq and is a predicted model, not a curated record. Lineage: Eukaryota; Metazoa; Arthropoda; Insecta; Lepidoptera; Noctuidae.
GCAUGCACGGUACUUGCGAGAGGCAGUGUAGUGUCUUCAUGUGGGCCACACACACCCGCCAUCAUGAAGCACAUCGGAUUUUUUAUAGUUGUUCUUUGCGCGGGGACGGUAACUUCUAAAGAGAAAGACACAAGAAAGAAACAUGGUCGUUACAACAAUCAGUCUGCGCACCAGUUCACGACGCCACCGGAUGAAAUCGCACCGAUGCUGCCCGACGAUGGUUUCCAAACAACUACUCUCAUCUCUGGUCUAAUGCCUGACUCCUUUGGAGAAAUGUUUAAUUUUCUUGACGGUGACAGUUUUGGCAUAGGUAUGUAUAAUAAUUAUGUACCUACAGACAGGGUUUGCCAAACUAUAGAUUGCGACCAAUUGGUGGGUCGAAAGCUUAUUUUUUGGUUGACCGUGUCUGUAGAAACACGCCCUACUCAACCGUUCCUGUAUCUUAUUUUCAAAUUGCUAACGGUUUUAUUUCCUAAAAGUGGGUCCUGGGUAAGGGAACUUCAUUUAGAUAAGUCGUAGUCCAGGUAACUUUGU